AUGGCCGCGGCCCUUGCGCUGCCGCCGCCCGCCCGCGCUAUGGAGGAGCCGGCGGGCCCCGAGCGCGGGGCGCGGGGCGGCGGCGGCGCGGGGGGCCGGCUCCCGCCGUGCCUCAGCCCUGAGCGCGGCGGGCGGGCGGUGGGUGAGGGUGACGCCGCCGCUGCGGUGCUGCCGUGGGGGCCGCGGCCGGCGCUGCGCGGAGAGGCUCUGCGCGGGCGGCGCCGUGGGCCCGGCCGCCCUCCCCGCCCGCCCGCCGCCGCCGCCUCUCUGCGCGCCCUCACGCCGCCGCCCGCCGCUCGCCGUGGCCUAGGUGAGCUCUCCCGCAGCCUGGCCUGGCAGCUGGGCGGCCCCGGGCCAGCCGGGCAACGGGAGGAGGAGCCCGGCACCGAGCCCUUCCCGCCCGCCGGCCGGCAGUGCCUGCUGGAGGGCCGGCUGGUCGGCGAGGGCACGGCACCGUCGCCCCCCGCCCAGCCCGGCAGCACCGGCCUGAAGUUCGGGCUGUUGCCGCCGGAGCUGCACGCUCGCCUGCUGGACCAGGAGGACUACAAGAACCGCACACAAGCCGUGGAGGAGCUGAAGAGGGUGGUUGGAGGUGCCAGCCAGGUUGCGGUGGCCUCCACACCUGCCCCCAGCCUCCUGGGGCUCAUCAGCUUCCUCUACACCCUCCUCGAUGACUCCAACUUCAAGGUGGUGCUCGGAACAUUGGAGGUGAUACAUCUGCUGGCCCUGCGCCUGGGCGACCAGGUCCAGGCCUUCCUGGCGCCUCUGGUCUCAGCUGCUGCUAAAGUCCUGGGGGACAACAAGCUGGCCAUCCGGCAGGAGUACAACCGCCUGUUCCUGCGGCUGAUGAAGGCAGCGGGUCCUCAGCAGGUGCUGGACCUGCUGCUGCAGCAGGAGCACCUGCAGCACAAGAACUCCAAAGUCCGUGAGGAGGUGGUCAACAUCUGCAUCGUGGCCCUCCUCACUUACCCUAGCGAGGGGCUGGACCUGGCUAAGCUGGCGUUUGGGCUGGCUCCAGCACUGGUGGACAGCAAGCGCAGGGUCCGGCAUGCUGCCAUGGAGGCGUUUGCUGUGUUGGCAUCUUCCAUGGGCCCAGGCAAAACCACCCUUCUCUUCAAGGCGGUGGAUGCCGUGGAACUUGAGGACAACGGGGACGGGGUGAUGCAUGCAGUGCAGGCCAGGCUGGCCAGGAAGACCUUGCCGAAGCUCGUAGACCAAGGGUUUGUAGAGUACGCUGUGCCCUUGCCGUCAUCUGGUCAUAACAGGGGAUCCUGUUUACCCCCUGGAGCAGAUACAGACUGGUUGCUGAUGGGCAACAGAACUCAGAGCGCACACAGUUACUGUGGGUAUCACGCAAGGGAUGAUGCUCUGCAAAACUCCACCUCACCCGGUGCAUAUGCCGAUCAAGGAGUAAGUCCAAGACGAGUCUUGAGUGCGGGUAAAGGAAAAAACAAACUGCCUUGGGAAAAUGAGCAUGCCGGAGACAGGGAAGGUGGUUCAGGAGUCAAGAUGCCUUUCACAAAGAGUGCGGAGCAGUUCUCUACAUCCAGUGAUUUUCUUCAUUCUCCAAAGUUAAGGCCCUCUCAAGGAGUACCAGUCAGUGAUGAGUUAUUUUUUAGUAGAAGACGACCUUCAAGGAGUUUAUUUCAGAAUAGUAUAGAUUUUAACUCGGAGCAUUCUUCUGUUUGUGCUGGUGCUAUGGGCUCUCAUCAGCCGCAAAUUUCAGGGAAAUGUGGAACACUUGGAUACACACAGACACGUGGGAAGAGUGGUAGUGUGGGCUCUGAUUUACAAUUUUUAGGAUUAAAUAACUGUCAGCACGACAAAGUUUGUGCCAGCCUAAAUUUUUCCAGCAAGACCCAGAGAAGUUUUUGCAAUCAAGCAGAGCAUACAGUGUUCUUCCAAGGUCCUAACGCAAGCCAGGGCACCUUCAUUCUGCCGUCUUACCCUCUGUCAUCACCCAGGAACAGCCCAAAGCACGUCUCCUCUCCAGCUGACUCUUCAAAGAAGUCACAAGAUAAUACCGUGAGCUUCUCAAACUCCUGGCCUCUUAAAAGCUUUGAAGGACUGCCUAAGCCUAGCUCACAGAAGCAGCUUCUCAGUCAAAAGUCAGGAGACAAUACAGGGGAGAAUUUGCAGGAGAAACAUUCUCCUCUGCAGCUGAAACCCACCCUGGUGAGACGCCCAGCCUCCCGCAGGGGCCUGAAUGGGACCAGACCCGUCCCCCCCAUACCCCGCCUCGCUAGCCCGCUGCCCGAUAAGAUUGAAUUGAACGUCAAUUCAACGAGAAUUGAGAGAAACGAAGAGUGUGAGGAGAUGUGGCUGAAUGAAGUGGAUGGGAAGCUUGCAGCUGAUCUUUCAGAGCUGAAUGUUGAUGGCGAGGAAGUGGACCAAGAAGAGAUGCAGAAUUCACUUAGAUCUCUACGAAACAGUGCAGCUAAGAAGAGGGCAAAGCUAAGCGGCAACAUUUCAGAUCUGGAAAGUCCUGAUUCUGCUCUUAAACUUGAUCUCUCUGCGGACUCCCCCUCCCACGCUUCCUCGCCGAGCGUGGGUUCCUACAGUGAAAGUGGAGUUUACAGCCAGGAGUCUCUGACUUCACCUGUGUCCACAGUCCCCCAGAGAAAGAGAAUAACGUCAGACACCUUUCCACUACUUGUCAGUAAAUCACAGCCUGCAGGAAUAUCUUCAGCAAGAAAAACAGACCCAAAUGUGGCAGAACAGAACUUCAGCACAGGUCUUGCGGAGUCAACGUCUAGUUUUCCAGAGAUGAACAACCUAGAUUUCACUUCACCAAGUGUCCUGUCUGAAGAUGCAGUUGUAAUUGUUGGUAAAGGUGUUUUUGGAAGUCCUCCUUCUGCACGAACAUACAGCCAGUCCCUAACGUCUGCAGCGAAUGGAGACGACGAAGCUGUCAAAGAGGAGACUGAGCCAUCAUCAGGGAUCUGUGGGAGAAGCAUCCAGCAGAACAGUGCUUCUCAUCUCCGUGUUGAAAAUGAAAAAGAGAUAAAAGUUGCCAUGUCAAAAUCUGCCCAGGACAAGGUGAGGCGGAAGAAAAGAGAAGAAAAAGAACACAAUCAUAAAGAACAUCAGGAAGUCAAAGACCUUGAAGAAAAGGAAGAAAACCCUUGGGAAAGACUUAAACUGAAUGAACCAGAGAAAAUGACAACAGAAAAGUUAAAUCUCUGUGGGGAUAUAUUAACAUCGUCAGGAAAUGUAUCUUUGUCAUUAGAAAACAUGGCCUUGAAUCCUUCAUUAAAAAGAACAUCCAGUUUGAAGAAGACAAAAUGUUCACCCUUGCUAGAUACUGAUGAAGUUUCUUUUGGGGCACGAGGACGCUAUAAAGACAGGACCCCAUCGGUCACUCACAGCCCAGAAGUAAUGGACCCAUCAGAACUGCAGCCCUUUUCAAAACCAGAAACGGCACUGACAGAAGCCUUGACCUUUUUAGCUGAUGAUGACUGGGAGAAGAAAAUUGAAGGUCUGAACUUUGUUAGAUGUUUGUCUGCCUACCAUGCGACUAUUCUGACUGCAAAGCUACACGAAACAAGUUUGGCUGUGGCUCAAGAGGUCAAGAAUUUACGCUCAGGUGUUUCUCGAGCUGCUGUGGUCUGUUUAGGGGAUUUGUUCACCUACCUGAAAAAGAGCAUGGAUCAAGAACUAGAUAAUACAGUAAAAGUCCUUUUGCACAAAGCUGGUGAAUCCAACACAUUUAUAAGGGAAGAGGUAGACAAAGCACUGAAGGCUAUGGUUAAUAAUGUGACUCCAGCACGUGCACUUUGUUCUCUUAUAAAUGGAGGGCAAAGCCACCUGCAUUCAGCAGUGAGAAGAUGCACAGCCCAGCACCUGUCAGACAUUGUAGAACGUAUGGGACCGGAGCGGAUUCUGUCUGGAACCAAAGUUGUCGCUGAUCGGAUUUUCCCUGCAAUAGCCAGGUUUGCACAGGAUAGUUCACAACAAACAAGGUAUUACGGUCGAAAGAUGCUCUUCAGUAUGAUGACUCAUCCUGAUUUUGAUAAAACACUUGAAAAGUAUGUGCCGACCAAGGAUUUGCCUUACAUUAAGGAAUCUGUUAGCAAUCUACGUGAAAAGGGUUUGGGGGAGAUGCCGUUAGAUACACCGUCAGCAAAAGGAAGACGUUCCCAUACUAGUAGCGUUGGACAUUCGAGGUCAUCAUCUACUUCCAGAGAUGCUCUCAAUAUCACUGACAGAGAGACUACAGAAGCCCGCGAAAUCACAAGAAAAACAGCUCCUCGUAAUUCAUUAGAAAAUGAAGAAUACGUUAAAGACAUUAUAGGUUUAUUGAAUGCAAAAGACUUCCGUGAUCGAAUAAAUGGCAUUAAGCAGCUGUUGUUAGAUACAGAGAACAAUCAAGGCUUUGUUGUUGCAAACAUUGUGAAGAUCUUCGAUGCUUUCAAGUCUCGCUUACAUGACUCAAACAGUAAAGUAAAUCAGGUUGCUUUGGAGACAAUGCACAAGAUGAUUCCAUUGCUGAAAGACAAUUUAUCACCUGUGAUCAACAUGCUAAUUCCUGCCAUGGUAGACAACAACCUGAACUCCAAAAAUCCAGGGAUUUAUGCAGCUGCCACAAACGUUAUUCAGGCUCUAUGUCAACACGUAGACAACUAUUUGCUCCUCCAGCCAUUCUGCACAAAAGCCCAGUUUCUGAAUGGAAAAGCAAAACAAGAUAUGACAGAAAAGCUUGCUGAUCUUGUUAUGGAGUUAUACCCACGGAAGCCUUACGCGGUGGAGCAAAAAGUUCUAGCUGUCCUUUGGCACCUCCUGGGAAAUAUGACGAACAGCGGCUCUUUGCCUGGAGCCGGAGGAAAUAUCCGGACAGCCACAGCGAAAUUAUCAAAAGCACUUUUUGCACAGAUGGGUCAAAGUCUGCUAACUCACGCUGCAUCUCAGCCACCGCACAUCAAGAAAAGUUUAGAAGAAUUUCUGGAGAUAGCGACCUAAAAUAAGUCACUGUGCAUGCGUGAAACUCAAUCAGCCGACUGACUGGGACAGACGGACAGCAGUUUACAC
Messenger RNA from Gavia stellata (red-throated loon), 5028 nucleotides. RefSeq names its product TOG array regulator of axonemal microtubules 1 (gene TOGARAM1). Bases 1 to 4959 code for a protein of 1652 amino acids. NCBI's taxonomy places the organism in Eukaryota, Metazoa, Chordata, Aves, Gaviiformes, Gaviidae. Gene Ontology annotation, biological process: microtubule cytoskeleton organization. Gene Ontology annotation, cellular component: cilium; cytoplasmic microtubule. Gene Ontology annotation, molecular function: microtubule binding. The transcript is spliced from 21 exons. The record is from RefSeq and is a predicted model, not a curated record.